This is a messenger RNA of Puccinia graminis f. sp. tritici CRL 75-36-700-3, 3312 nucleotides long. Its product is annotated as serine/threonine-protein phosphatase 2B catalytic subunit A1. The transcript is spliced from 10 exons. The coding region runs from base 321 to 2411 and encodes 696 amino acids. Gene Ontology annotation, biological process: fungal-type cell wall organization; calcineurin-mediated signaling. Gene Ontology annotation, molecular function: calmodulin binding; calmodulin-dependent protein phosphatase activity. NCBI's taxonomy places the organism in Eukaryota, Fungi, Basidiomycota, Pucciniomycetes, Pucciniales, Pucciniaceae. The record is from RefSeq and is a predicted model, not a curated record. Gene Ontology annotation, cellular component: calcineurin complex; cytoplasm.
CAGGUCCAAACACAAUGCAGUCCCAUGAAGUCCGAUUGGUUUUGUCUUUUUUGUUUUCAUGCGUUUCUUUUGGUUUCUGACUUGGGUUUAAUCCCUUAUCGAAUGGUUUUUGCCUUCACUCCAACUCACUUCACCGUCAUUCCACACCCAACCACCACCACCACCCUUCACCCCCUCACCCCUCACCACCACCACCAUCACCAUCACCAUCACCAUCCAUCGACAUCAUCCAAGCAAUCUCUAAAAGAGAAAAACAACAUACAUAGAGGAAAGCAAGGCCAACCGAUUGCACCUCUUCCUCAUCUCCAUCGAUCGAGAGUAUGUCGACCGGCCUACCCGAAUCGAGCGAGUCGGCUAACUCACUUGCUGCCAAGCUCAAACAACAACAAGCUGGUCUAAAAUCCAUCAGGGACAGACUCACCUUGCCCGAGAUCGAUUUCACCCUACACACACUCGAUGAUGGCUCGAUCGUCAGCACUCAGGAAAGAGUCGUCAAGGAGGUCCAAGCUCCUGCAUUCCUCAAACCAACCGAUGCCGAAUUCUUUAGUACCGUCGACCCUUCCAAACCUGAUGUUGCAUUCUUGAAGAACCAUUUCUACCGUGAAGGUCGAUUGACUGAGGAACAGGCUCUGUUCAUCUUGAAUAAGGCAUCCGAAGUCUUGAAAACUGAACCCAACUUACUCGAAGUCGAAGCUCCAAUCACCGUCUGCGGUGAUAUCCAUGGUCAAUACUUUGAUUUGAUGAAACUGUUUGAAGUUGGUGGUAAUCCGGCCGAAACGCGGUAUCUCUUCCUGGGCGAUUACGUCGAUCGCGGAUAUUUCUCAAUCGAAUGUGUUCUAUAUCUCUGGGCCCUAAAGAUUUGGUAUCCAGAUACCCUUUUCCUACUACGUGGUAAUCACGAAUGUCGACAUUUGACCGACUACUUCACAUUCAAACUCGAAUGCAAGCACAAGUACUCAGAGCGGGUCUAUGAUGCUUGCAUGGAGAGCUUCUGUUCUUUACCUCUCGCUGCCGUCAUGAACAAGCAGUUCCUCUGUAUCCAUGGUGGGCUUAGUCCCGAACUCCAAACCUUGGACGAUCUCAAGGGCGUCAAUCGCUUCCGUGAACCCCCAACCCAUGGCUUGAUGUGUGACAUCCUCUGGGCUGACCCAUUGGAAGAUUUUGGAAGCGAGAAAGCGGCCGAAGGGUUUGUCCACAAUCAUGUCAGAGGUUGUUCAUUCUUUUUCAGUUACCAAGCUGCCUGUGCUUUCCUAGAGAGGAACGGGCUUUUGUCCAUCAUUCGUGCACAUGAAGCCCAAGACGCCGGGUACCGCAUGUAUAAAAAAACGAAAACUACUGGCUUUCCAUCAGUAAUGACCAUCUUUUCAGCCCCCAACUACUUGGAUGUUUACAACAACAAAGCAGCCGUGUUGAAGUACGAGAAUAACGUCAUGAACAUUCGACAAUUCAAUUGCACACCCCAUCCUUACUGGUUACCUAACUUCAUGGAUGUCUUCACUUGGAGUCUUCCAUUCGUGGGCGAGAAAAUUACCGAUAUGUUAAUUGCGAUUCUGGGGAUUUGCACUAAGGAAGAGUUGGAUGAAGAAGAAGAAGAGCUGCCACUGGCUUCAGAGGAAGUUGAAUCUGAUCCAGAUUCGCCCUCGGCAGCUGCUUCAGCAGAACGGAGACAAGCGAUCAAGAACAAGAUUAUGGCCGUCGGAAAGAUGUCGAGAGUGUUUGCAGUCUUACGAGAGGAAGCCGAAGCGGUAUCCGAAUUGAAAUCAACGACUGCACAAGCCAAGUUACCUUAUGGAGCUUUGGCAAAUGGAGCCGAUGGAAUCAAAGAGAAUAUUCUCAAAGCAGGCUUCGACCAAGCACGUAAAUCGGAUAUCGAGAAUGAACAUCUACCUCCAGAGUUGAUCGAUGCGGCCGAUGUUGAAGGGUUUGAGGAGUUUGCCGAAUCGAGGAGUCCAGGUGCGGCGGAUGCGGGAGAGACAAACCGAUCUCGCUCACGAUCGGGCACGCUGAACUCGUUAGCCGGCUCGGGUGAUGGUCGAAUGCCGUUUGGAGACUACGCCUCUGGCAAUUCCUCGGUGCCCACUAGUCCAGCCUUACCCGGCACACCCGAUCGGCCCACGAUCGGCUCGGCCAGUGGGACGCCAGUCGGCGAAGGCCUCGGCUUCUCCCCCACCACUCCCGGUGGAAGCCCGAAAUUCAAACGCGGUCAUGCUAGGCGAGGUAGCUUGGGUACUACUAUGACCAGUCCUUCAACUCGUCGCAGAAGCUUGGAAAAUACAAUUAGCAUGAUCAAAGAAGCAAUGGAAGGACAAGCGGAUCCGGAAAUGGAAGAUUUGGCGGAUGCGGUCGCGCAGAACGCCUCCCAUGCCCGACGUCAUUCUCGGUCUUCUUCUGGAUCUGGAUCAGCUUCUUGAACAGGAAAAACCAAAAAAAGUCUGAAACUGAUCUCAUGUUGGUGACAAAACUUUUUCUAAUCCUCUCCGCCAAGAGUCAUUCAUUUCACUUCUUUUUGUUCACUCAGAGAUGAAACUUCCUUUAAUGGUUCUCCUUGUUUUAACUUAUCAACUCUUUUUCUUUUCUUCAUGAUGAUGAUGAUGAUGAUGAUUCUAUUUUUAUUGUUGAUUUCAGAUUUAUUUCUCAUACAUUAUAAGAUCUUUCUCUCUCUUUAUUUCAUUUCAUUUCAUUUUUCUUUUCUAUUGUGUGAGUGAGUUAGUGUUUGUUGAUUUGGUUGUGUUGUGAAGAGUGAUGUGUGAUGUGUAGUGAAAGAUCAUAAAGAAUUUCAUAAAUUCAAACAACUAAACAACUCAAGACAAGUUUUCUAUUUGUUUUGUUUUUUUUUGUCUCCCUUUUUUUGUGCUUGUCUUGUUUAGUACUGGAGCAUAUCAUCCACUUUUCACUUUCAUUUGCACACCCUCAAAGACUUUUUUUUGUCUUAUUAUUUCAAUCAUCUACUGAUAUAACUUCAAUUUCAUAAAUUUCUUUGUUCUUUUUACACAAACAUUCUUGACUUUUUCUCUUCUGUCUCUUUGAGUCUUUCCCCCUGUCUCCUUUUCUCUUCCUUCUUCCUUCUUCCUUUUGUUUUGGUUUUGUGUUGUGGGUGGAUUGAUUGAUUGAUUGAUCAAUUGAUUGAUGUUGACUGACCAAUGUAAAAAAAAAUGUGUUUAUUAUGUUGUUUAUAACACUUACAUUACAAAUGAACUUUUUUUAUUUUCAAAAACCAAAAAAUAAACUUUGCCAGGCAGUGACAAAGAAUGACAUUUGACUGUUUUUGUUUGUUUCUGGAUUUCUUAUCUCAGCUUUCCACAUAUGGCUUCU